CCGUCCGUCUGCUUUUACACGCACCGUUGUCUGCUGCCGAGAAAAUGCUACGCACUGCGUUCGCGCGUGCACGAUGCUAUGCAUUUGCUCUCCCAAGAAGCACGGCCGCGCGAUCACACGGCAAAUGUGCGAUGUCCGGCGCCACAGCAACUGGCUGCAUCGAAAGACCAAACGAAACCACAGAAAUACGACGGGCGAGGCUCUUGUACCAGAGCCGUAAAAGAGGCAUGCUUGAAAACGAUCUCGUGUUAAGCACGUUUGCCGCCAAAUACCUGGACAAGUUCACGGAAGACCAGCUUCUCCAGUACGACAGAUUGAUCAAUUUGCCGUCGAACGACUGGGAUAUUUAUUACUGGGCAACAGGAGCCAGGGAAACUCCCGUCGAGUUUGAGAACGAGGUGAUGGCACUCCUCAGGGAGCACGUCAGAAACGACGACCGGGAGACGAGAUACAAGCAGCCGGACCUUCCUUAGACCCGGAACUUGUAGAUUCUUUCUAUGUACAGUAGACAGCGUAUCCCCCCCCCCC
This is a messenger RNA of Ixodes scapularis (black-legged tick), 528 nucleotides long. RefSeq names its product succinate dehydrogenase assembly factor 2-A, mitochondrial. Gene Ontology annotation, cellular component: mitochondrion. The record is from RefSeq and is a predicted model, not a curated record. Lineage: Eukaryota; Metazoa; Arthropoda; Arachnida; Ixodida; Ixodidae. Gene Ontology annotation, biological process: mitochondrial electron transport, succinate to ubiquinone; mitochondrial respiratory chain complex II assembly; tricarboxylic acid cycle.